Medioppia subpectinata is the source of this 989-nucleotide messenger RNA. Lineage: Eukaryota; Metazoa; Arthropoda; Arachnida; Sarcoptiformes; Oppiidae. The record is from the annotation of a GenBank genome assembly.
UUUGUUGCGUUUAAUGUUUACAAAACGAGUCAAUCGUUUGGUUAAACAGUAAUAAACGGCUCAAUAAUACGACAACCCUUUGAGUUGUGCCCACAGUUUGCAGGCAUUGAUUGCAUCGAAAACUUCAAUCCAAACCACGAUUGCAUUAAACGGACGUAACUUUUGGGUCACAAGAAAUCGCUAAUCAUUUCUUUGACAACACUUUUGUGUGAAAACGCGUGAAAUGUUCACCAAAUCAGCGCUCAAUGUCUUAAUCAAUGCUCAUAUCAAUCGCUUUUGUCACUCAAUCUGAUCCGCAAACCACUGCUCAUAACCCCAACCCUCUAUCGGACGCCACCAUCCGUUUGGUUGUCUUUGUGGUGAUUGUGUCCGUUGUAUUCCUCUGGAUAUCAAUGGACUUGUAUUCAAUGGCACUGCCCUCUGGAUCUAAUACUUUUUUUCCCGUUUGGUCGUACGAAAGCGACCCCAACUCUGACCUCAACGACGACGACUUCCCGCCCACUGAAGACCCCGUUUGGCUUUUGGGCAUUAAAUACAGUUCACUCCACGAACUCGAUGACCUCCGAAGUGAUGUGAAGUCUCGCAUUUGGAUCACAUAUCGGAAGAACUUUGUGGGCAUCGGUGGCCCCAAUGGGCUCACAUCGGACAGCGGGUGGGGCUGUAUGUUAAGGUGCGGUCAAAUGGCUUUGGCUCAGGCCUUAUCCAUACGACACCUGAGCAGAGACUGGCGGUGGACGAAGAGUUUUACGUUAGAAUCGGAUCUUCAAUACAGAGAAGUACUCAAACUGUUUGAGGAUAAGAGGAAUUCUCUCUAUUCUAUACAUCAAAUCGCACUCAUGGGUGCCUCAGAGGGAAAGCCGGUCGGCAAUUGGUUCGGACCCAACACUAUCGCACAGGUCUUAAAGAAACUCGCAGCUUAUGACAAAUGCAAUGAUAUUGUCAUUCAUGUGGCGAUGGAUAACAUGGUUGUCAUCGAUGAGAUCAGUUAG